This is a messenger RNA of Anoplopoma fimbria (sablefish), 1261 nucleotides long. It is a transcript of the gene pkdc, whose product is annotated as protein kinase-like domain containing. NCBI's taxonomy places the organism in Eukaryota, Metazoa, Chordata, Actinopteri, Perciformes, Anoplopomatidae. Bases 185 to 1147 code for a protein of 320 amino acids. The transcript is spliced from 3 exons. The record is from RefSeq and is a predicted model, not a curated record.
AAGCUGAGAGUUUUGUUUCUGCUGUGUUUUGGCACAUUUCCGACACAUUAAUUGUUACAUACUAACAUGUUAUAUGUCAAAAUAGCAUCCACUAAAUGUGUGAGAAGGAAACAUAAAUAAAGCUUGUUCUUUUACUGUCUGGAUGCCAAAAACCUGAUCAUCUGUGAGUGAGCUCUGACUGGAAAUGAAACAGGAGCACCAGGAUCUCAUCCUGCAGGCCUGCGCUGCGUCAUCCCUGCGCGUCGGUGCCAAGAUCCAGACGCUGUGGAGCGGUUAUGGGGAGAUAGUCCGGCUGCACCUGGAGGGCUGCGACCGGCCAUCCGUGGUCGUCAAGCACGUGAAGUUCCCAGAGGAGGCCGAGCACCCCGGCGGCUGGAACACGGACCGCUCCCACGCUCGUAAAGUGAGAUCCUACCAGGUGGAGACGCACUGGUACCAGAACUACUCCACCGAUCCGAACUGUCGGACCCCGGCCUGCCUGGCUGCUUGCUCCCAUGGAGACGAGAUGCUGAUCGUGCUGGAGGAUCUGGACGUGGCGGGUUAUGAUCAGAGAAGGACCAGCGUGAAGGACAGAGAAAUAAAGGCUUGUCUCAGCUGGCUUGCCCACUUCCACGCUCUCUUCCUGGGUGUGUCUCCAGACGGCCUGUGGCCUGUCGGCACCUACUGGCACCUGGAGACCCGUCCGGAUGAGCUGGAGGCCAUGGACGACGCCAAGCUCAAAGCAGCGGCAGGCGACAUCGACAAGACACUCAACGGAUGUCGCUUCAAGACCGUCGUCCACGGAGACGCCAAGUUAGCCAACUUCUGUUUUUCACAGAGCGGACGGGACGUGGCAGCUGUGGACUUCCAGUACGUCGGAGGAGGCUGCGGGAUGAAAGAUGUUGUGUAUUUUUUAGGAAGCUGCAUGGAGGAGAGGGAGUGUGAGAAGAGGGUACCGGGCCUUCUGGACUACUAUUUCACUGAACUAAAGCAAGCCGUGAAGAAAGAUGUGGACUUUGUUGCCCUGGAGACAGAGUGGAGGGAGAUGUUUGUGUUUGCGUGGACAGAUUUCCAUCGCUUUCUGCUGGGAUGGAUGCCCGGACACCGGAAGAUCAACCGCUACAGUAAACAGCUGACAAAGGAGGUUCUUCGCAAACUGAAACUGUGAACAGAGAACUGAGCGUGUGGCUGGAAGGUGACCGGUUUGAAACUGAAAAUCAGUAUAUGUAAAAAAUGUAAUCAGCCACAAACAUCUGUGUACUGAGAAGCAUGCAAAACGUUU